Molecule: messenger RNA, 708 nt
Organism: Fulvia fulva
Lineage: Eukaryota; Fungi; Ascomycota; Dothideomycetes; Mycosphaerellales; Mycosphaerellaceae
Exons: 3
Coding region: 1-708 (235 amino acids)
Source: RefSeq, a predicted model, not a curated record
AUGAGUCCCUCCAUCACCUACAACACCAUCACCGAUGAUUGUUCCCUUACCACAUACCCGCCCACUACCGUUGGCAACAUCGUCUUUUCGACUGCCGAUGUAAGGUGUCUGUGUGGUUCAAGCAUGGUCGGUCUAUACACGUAUCCCGCCGAGGAUUACGUGGCUGCCGUGAAGUGCGCAACCACCAAAUCCACUACCUCUGGCCUCAUCUUCGACACUGGUGCUACACCUCCCCCUAAGCCGCCACACCUCAGGCUUGCCGUCGUCGCCACCAAUACCAUGGCUCCACCGUCCACCACCCAAUUCUCCACAGAUGGCUGUUCGCUCUCCACCUACCCAGCCGGCACCAUCGAAGGCAUUGUCUUUCCCACCGCCGACGUCAAGUGUCAGUGCGGCGAGCACGGCGCUGUCAUGGCCGGUGUCAGCACAUGGACCUCUGACGGUACAGCCUUCACCGCGUGUGCGACUGCGGCACCAACCACUUCCCAGCCCCUCACAACCUCUAUUUCCGCCUCAUCGGCUACUGUCCAGUUAAGUACCGCUACCACUACCAUGGGCGAGGGCCAUGCCAUCGUCACUCAGGGCGCCGGUGGGGCUGAAGGCGGUGGCCCGUUCGAUGCGCAGACCGCCGGUGCCAAGGGCAAGAUGGGAUUUGCUGGAGCGCUGGCUGCUGGCCUGGCUCUGGCUGCCACUUUUGCUAUGCUUUGA